Molecule: messenger RNA, 1644 nt
Organism: Fonsecaea nubica
Lineage: Eukaryota; Fungi; Ascomycota; Eurotiomycetes; Chaetothyriales; Herpotrichiellaceae
Exons: 2
Coding region: 1-1644 (547 amino acids)
Molecular function (GO): oxidoreductase activity
Source: RefSeq, a predicted model, not a curated record
AUGGCUCAACAUUUCCACAUCGCUCAGAUUACCGCCCAUAAACCAAAGGAGUCCAGUAGUCCUUCGACCAUCCUGCAACUCGCUCAUCGGCUUCUCCCUUCACCUGCCGCUAUCAAAGAGUUGGAGGAUGGUCUAAACCCGGAAGGACCUGAACAUGCAGUUCAGGACGUUGUGAGUCAAGAGAAACGAGGAACAUCUGCACAAGAUGGAACACCCGCCCCGAAGAAAGUGAUCGUAGUCGGUGCCGGCAUCGCCGGUCUUCGUGCUGCCUCUGUCUUGCGAACCCAUGGUGUCCAAGUCGUGGUCCUCGAAGCCCGUCCUGAUCGGAUCGGCGGACGCAUUUACACGAGUAGGAAGGCUGGGCACGCUCCAAGAGACAUUGGUGCCGCUUGGAUGCACGAAACCGCCAACAACAAACUCGUCCGCCUCAUUGGUCAGCUCAGUAUUGAGCAUUAUUAUGAUGACGGCACCCCCCUCUACUAUACUAGAGACGGUCGUCUCGGCUCCCAGUUCAAGGCUAAAAAGGUCGCCGACGAAUUCGCCGACUUCUGUGCCUGGUACUACGAGGAAAACCCCGACGCCGAAGACAAACCUGCCCUGACCUUCAUCAGGGAAUGGCUAAGCGAUCAUCCCCUAGUCAGCGAGGAUGAACGCCUCUGGGCGCCUCAAGCUGCUCGUGAGGUGGAAGCUUGGAUCGGUACUAGCCUCGAACAAGCGUCUUCUAAACAUCUUGCCUACUUUGCAACCGAAAGGAAUCUUUACAUGAAAGGAGGUUACGACACCAUUAUCGAUUGGACAGCUUCUAAUCUCCGUGAUCCGGGAAUCAUUCGACUCGGACACCAGGUCACGAAGAUUGAUUGGAAUGAUGACGACACACAGAGUCCCUGCGUGCUCCAUGCCACCACUCCUGAUGGCGGUCUCACUCCUUUUGCCGCCGAUGCUGUCGUGUGCACCCUUCCACUUGGCGUUCUGAAACAUGAACUUGUGGAUUUCAACCCAGCGUUACCAAAGCAACUGUCACUUGGAAUUGAAAAACUCGGCUACGGAGCACUCGGCAAGAUAUUUGUCGAGUUCGAAUCGGUGUUUUGGCCCAAAGACAACGACCAAUUCAUCUACUACCCUGAGCCAACGACCGACGCUUUCGACGAGGAUUCCAUCUUCUCCUACAUGACUGUUACGAGCAAUAACUGGAUCAUGAGCGGUACUAAAGAGCUGUCCGUCCAGAUUGUUGAGCCUCUCACUCAGCGAAUCGAAGCCAUGACUUCAGAGACUGAAAUCUAUGCCUUUUUCGAACCACUCUUCAAGCUUUUCCGCACCGAGCCUUACAAAAAACUGCCUCCCGUUGUGAAUCUGGAAACGACACACUGGACUCAGGAUCCUUUUGCUGGCUUCGGUACAUAUACUGCCGACAAAACCGGAGAUGACCCGGAAAUUUGGUUCAAUGCAGUAGAGAACAACAAGGAAAGCAAGCUGCAGUUUGCCGGCGAGCACUGCACGCGGACUGGAAAUGGAUGUGUGCAUGGUGCAUUUGCCACUGGUGAAACUGCUGCCGUCAACAUUCUGACGUCGCUGGGAAUCCCAUACAAUGGUGGGGAUCUUUACAGCAGACGUCCAUCGAGGAGGAAGUCACCAUCCGGACACUGA